UGAGGGAGCGUGUUCUCCGGGGAAAGUACCGGAUCCCGUUCUACAUGUCGACGGACUGUGAGAACCUGCUGAAGAAGCUGCUGGUGUUGAAUCCUGGGAAACGAGGCAGCCUGCAGCAAAUCAUGAAGGAUCGAUGGAUGAACAUCGGCUACAGUGAGAAGGAGCUGAAAACGUACAGCGAACCAGAGCAAGACUUCAACGACUUCGCACGCAUCGAGCUGAUGGAGACGAUGGGCUUCCCUCAGGAGGAAGUGCUGAGAGCGCUGGAGGGCCAGAAAUACAACGAGGCCACGGCGGUUUACCUGCUGCUGGGGAGGAAACCCGCCGAGGUUCGUGACCCACGGCGCCGUUUACUCUCGGACACCUGCAGAGCCGCUAAAGGCCGCAGAGGGGAUAUGAGGUCAUCUCGAGGGAACUAG
Molecule: messenger RNA, 419 nt
Organism: Plectropomus leopardus (leopard coralgrouper)
Lineage: Eukaryota; Metazoa; Chordata; Actinopteri; Perciformes; Serranidae
Source: RefSeq, a predicted model, not a curated record